UCAUCUCCAGUUUAACAUAUAAAAUGUGAGCUGAGCGAGCAGAGAGAGGGUCGAGAGCCUUGGAGUUUUCCCUUCAAACAAAGCUAAAAGAUGGUUCAACAUGGCAGCAAAAGCAGUCCUAAAGACGGGCGUCUGCUUAAAGCUGGACACCUUCCUGCCGUGAAGGCUGGAGGUAAGCGAGUGGCCAAGAAAGGCUUGGAAGAAGCCAACACCCAUGGGACUCUGGAGAAGGAGACCAAGAGGUCUGACAAACCCAGGCCUGUUUCCAGUGCCAACAGGAUGCAACAAGUGGGUCUUCUGGCAGGGCCUCUUGACAAGUUGAGCCACGACUUUCCCGAGAUGCACGUGAGCGUGAGGCACAGCAGAGUGCGACCCGCUGUGGAGAAGCCCCACUGCCCUCGGAUCUUCUGCAUCCAGCAGCCCAGGAAGUUCUGAAGCAUGACGUGGUGAUGUAUUGUAGUGUGCUUAUAGAGAGGUGGCUUCCUCCUUCAACUGUAUACUCUCAAGGAGGGGGGGCUCUUUAAAUACUAAAAGUGCUUGUGUGCUCGUCUUUGUUUAGCGGCUGUUCAACAUGUUUAAUGUGUGUAAAAUGAGGAUUCUGUUUAAAAUGUUGAAUCUUCAAGUUCGUCUUACUGCUUGGCAUGUAUGCAUUCAAUAUAAUAAAUACUGGAUUGAC
This is a messenger RNA of Phyllopteryx taeniolatus (common seadragon), 676 nucleotides long. RefSeq names its product death associated protein 1b (gene dapl1b.1). Gene Ontology annotation, biological process: apoptotic signaling pathway; cellular response to amino acid starvation; negative regulation of autophagy. Bases 91 to 435 code for a protein of 114 amino acids. The transcript has 4 exons. Gene Ontology annotation, molecular function: death domain binding. NCBI's taxonomy places the organism in Eukaryota, Metazoa, Chordata, Actinopteri, Syngnathiformes, Syngnathidae. The record is from RefSeq and is a predicted model, not a curated record.